AUGACCACACUCACCCCCACCGUGAAGUCCAUCGUUCGAGCCCUGCGGGCCACAACGUCCACUCCUCGAGAGGUGGCCGUGGCUUUGCAUGACUAUGUCCGUGACGAGAUUGCGUUUGGUUUUACCAAUCGGUUUGACCUUGUUCCCGUUGAAACCACCUUGCAACUUGGGCGCGGGCACUGCACUCCCAAAGCCAACCUCUUUGUGCAUUUGUUCCGAGAGGCCGGAUUCCACGAUGCCACCGUAGUUGCCGUGCCCAUUCCCAAUACCGUCUUUGACAAGAUGGGCGGGAAGUUUCCGCCACAAGUGCAUCAUUGCUUUACCCAAGUCACGGUGGAGGGCAAGAAGUGUCGUGUGGAUUCCUACGUGACGGAUCGAGCGCUGUUCGAAAAGGCUCGCGCACAAUUAGAUCGAACAGAACAUGCCGACAUGAAACUUGGAUUUUGCAUUCAUCGUCAAGGAACCUGCGAAUGGGACGGAGCCAGUGACGCUUUCUCCCAGUACGUGGAUCAGACACCCAAGCUGGAACGACGAUAUUCCUCUACUGCAGAGCUUGUGGCCGACAAGGAUUACUAUCUGCAUUCCAAUGUUGCACCCAUUCUCAAUUUGCCCCUGCUGGGAAGGGUUUUUGGAUCGUUGACCGUCGAAAGCAACAAUGGACCAGUGCAUAACCUGCGACAAACAACAGUGUAG
Molecule: messenger RNA, 693 nt
Organism: Seminavis robusta
Lineage: Eukaryota; Bacillariophyta; Bacillariophyceae; Naviculales; Naviculaceae
Source: the annotation of a GenBank genome assembly